Molecule: messenger RNA, 2715 nt
Organism: Brettanomyces bruxellensis
Lineage: Eukaryota; Fungi; Ascomycota; Pichiomycetes; Pichiales; Pichiaceae
Exons: 1
Coding region: 1-2715 (904 amino acids)
Biological process (GO): protein phosphorylation; intracellular signal transduction; regulation of MAPK cascade
Cellular component (GO): cytoplasm
Molecular function (GO): ATP binding; protein serine/threonine kinase activity
Source: RefSeq, a predicted model, not a curated record
AUGCCCCUACAAACACCACAGGAGGCAUUCACACAUAUUGGACACGCCCCACCACCACCAUCACAACUAAUGGGCAGGAUGCACAUAAAGGCACCAAGCGGGGGUUCGUCGAAUUCGACGGGGUCCGGAUUCACGUCCGGAUCGGCAUCUGGGCAUUCGCAAUCGACAGAAUCGGGAUCUUCAGCUUUAACACAGCCAAACUUCGCGUCGGCAAUGCCACAGGCACAAAAAAUACACACAACAGUGCACCGGCGAAGCGGAUGGGUCCAGGUGAAAGAUGAAGGUAUCAUGUCGUUUCGAUGGCUAAAAAAAUUCAUGGUACUGAGCGAAACGAGCUUGGAACUGUACAAAAACGAAGAGAAAUCAGAGCUUUGGGACAGGAUCCCACUCCUCCACAUAUCGGGAUGCUUCAAGAACCAGAUCCGGUCUCACUGCAUCGAAAUCGUCCACAGGAGCAAGUCGACAUUCGUCGUUGUGAAGUCGGAGCAGGAUGUCAACAUGUGGAUCGAUUCAAUACUCGCAAAGUGCCCCAAGGAGGGCUUUUCGAAGCCCAUAAAGGUGACACACGAGGCACAGGUGUCGUAUGACCCGAUCGACGGGUCGUUCAAGGUGAAGGGUAUCCCUCCAGAGUGGAUAGCUCUUCUCAAGGGCUCAAAUAUCACGUACGAGGACUUUGCCGCCGACCCGGGUGCAGUUAUCGAUGUUUUGAACACUUAUUCGGAGAUGGUCACGCCGGAAUUGUUGUACUCGGGCAAAUUUUCGCCCAAGCAAGCCCAGCAUAACCCUGGUGGGGAGGCGGAUGCUGCAAGUGACGUUAAGAACGCGUAUGGAAACAAUGAGGGCAGAAAGAUGUAUGGCAGGUUUCAGGACAAGCCUGUCGGGUAUACGACUGAUGGUAAUGUGAACAACAUGAAUAGUGGGAACAUGAAGAGUGGCAGUAAUGUGAAUAACAGCGUGAACAACACGAACUUCAGGAAUGUGGGCCCAAACAUGCCUAGAGCAAUGGCAGUGAAUGCCACGCAGCCAGUUUUGAACUCGCAACUCUCGAGAGUUCGUGGCCGUGCUGGUCAGAUGCUUAUAAACGAGAUUACGAAGCCUUAUUCGGCAUCAAAGGGUGAGUAUGGCGGGAUGUCGCAUUUUGGAGCGAAUGGAAGGCCGAACGUGGGUUCUGGUGCAAGGUCGUUGGCCGCGGUGCCGAGCCGGGGGUAUUACCAGGGGUACGGGUCGUCUGGAGUGUCAGGAAUGACAGGAAAUUCUGGAAAUUCAGGAAUGACAGGAAACUCAGGAAAUUCAGGAUUGAUAAAACAUUCAGAAAUGUCUGCACCAUCGACACCUGUCCGCAGCAAAAUGCCUGUCGCAACGACUCCGUCGUACUCGUCCUCUGCAGUGAAAAACAAGUAUGUGCCAACAAGAAGAGCACCAAAGCCACCGACGCAGCAGAAGAUGCAGCAGAUGCAGCAGAUGCCGGCGGGAAGGUACCAGAAGCCGCUGGUCCAGCCGGGGGUCAAGAAGACGGACUUUAUCACAAGGCCGCUGGUAUCUCCGGCUCGGGUGAUGAGGCAACGUGAAAUAAAUACAAACGGGGUGGAGUCUCCGCGGGGUCGGCCGAAUAUUCCGGCGGAAGGUGGAAUGAAGCUGGCUAAACCAGUAAAGCCAGCAAAUGUAGUAAAUGCAGCAAGCCCGAUAAAGCAGAUGAGUCCAGGAGGCCACAGCAGAAAUUUGGCAAGUGCACAAAACCAUGGAAAUCAUACACAGGCAAACCCUUACGGCUCGCCAAAGAAAGCACACUACAGGCAUCGGAAUAAAAGAAGAGGAAGCCAGCUUACUGAGGCCCAAGUGAUGGAAAAGCUCCGGUCAGUGGUUUCUGACGAGGAUCCGACUCCAAACUUCAAGAUUUUGGAGAAGGCAGGCCAGGGUGCAAGUGGGUCAGUUUAUCUGGCCAGAGAUCGGAAGUUGGGCGGCAGGCAGGUUGCAAUCAAGCAGAUUGACAUGAGCAAGCAGUCGCGGAAGGAGCUCAUAGUGAACGAGAUACUGGUGAUGAAGGAUUCGCAGAACAAGAACAUCGUGAAUUUCAUCGAGGCCUACUUGAGAGGCAGCAACGACCUCUGGGUGGUGAUGGAGUACAUGGAAGGGGGCUCUUUGACAGAUGUCAUCGACAACAACGAUGUGAUAACUGAGCCUCAGAUUGCCCGCAUCUGCCUCGAGACCACUAAGGGUUUGCAGCAUUUGCACAGCAAGAACUUCAUCCAUAGAGACAUCAAGUCAGACAACGUUCUCAUGGAUGCCCGCGGCAAUGUUAAGAUCACCGACUUUGGUUUUUGCGCCAAGUUAGCCACAGAGAAGGCAAAGAGAGUGACCAUGGUCGGUACUCCCUACUGGAUGGCCCCUGAAGUUGUCCGCCAGAAGGAAUACGAUGCCAAAGUCGAUAUCUGGUCGCUUGGAAUCAUGGCCAUCGAAAUGAUUGAAGGUGAGCCUCCAUACUUGAACGAGGAGCCUCUCAAGGCUCUGUAUCUGAUUGCCUCAAACGGCACUCCCACACUCAAGCAUCCCGAGAGGCUCAGUGACGAGCUGAUGGACUUUUUGAGUGUCUGUCUCUGCGUUGAAGUCAAGUACAGGGCAACUGCCUCUGAGCUUUUGACUCAUCGCUUCUUUCGCAAGGCUUGCUCAACAGAGGGGCUGUCUGGUUUACUGAAGUUCAGGGAGAAGCACCAUUGA